UCGACAUUUCUCAGAUCCCCUUCCUCUAUCAAACCAGAAGAAGAAGAAGAAGAAAGAAAAAUGGGAGUCGUGACGAAGCUCGCUGACGCAUUUCUGUUCGUCUUCUUCCUUUUGACCGCGGUGUUGGCGCCGCUCUUCGACGCCCAGUCGUGUCUACCUGAAACCUUCUUCCCCAAAUCGCUGGUGGACCUCAAAGACUGGUACAGCGUUGAGUACGGAGACUACAUAGUGGCCGAGAAGCCUGGAUUCUUCGUGGGCCUCAUCUGGCUGGAGCUUUUAUUCCAGUGGCCCCUCUCUCUCCUCAACCUUUACGCCGUUGUCACCGGAGCUGCCUGGUUCCCCACCACCUGCUUGAUCUACGGAGCCUCUGUUCUCGGUUCCAUGGCAGCUAUAAUAGGAGAAUUGGUGACAUCGGGCAGGGCAUCGGAAACGCUGCUGAUGGUGUACUACCCUUUCUUGGGGCUUGCUGUCUUGGCCAUUUUACGCGGUCUGCUCUCACGCUCCUCCGUCAGGUCUACUCCCACCUCUGCCAAAGGACUAGCCUCUAGGAAAAAGAGGGCUUAAAGGCCUGCUACUGACUCAAACUUUGUACUCCUCUGCUUUCACUCAACUUGAUUGUUAUGAUUUUCCCAUUCAGAGUCUCAUCGUAUUGAGGAAACCCUUGUCAGUGAUUGGACUCAUUCAAACUAAGCUCUUUGGUAAUCAUUUACCUUUGAGUUUGUGUUCCA
Molecule: messenger RNA, 728 nt
Organism: Vitis riparia (riverbank grape)
Lineage: Eukaryota; Viridiplantae; Streptophyta; Magnoliopsida; Vitales; Vitaceae
Product: sigma intracellular receptor 2-like
Exons: 2
Coding region: 61-564 (167 amino acids)
Cellular component (GO): endoplasmic reticulum
Source: RefSeq, a predicted model, not a curated record